Messenger RNA from Stylonychia lemnae, 723 nucleotides. NCBI's taxonomy places the organism in Eukaryota, Ciliophora, Spirotrichea, Sporadotrichida, Oxytrichidae. The record is from the annotation of a GenBank genome assembly.
AUGAGGGAGAUAAGCAGGCAAUAUGUUCUCGAAAAAGUUGAGAAUUAAGGAGCACAUCCAAUGUUUUUAGCUGUUGAUUAGCAAAUCAGAUUCCUCAAGGCUAGAGAAUUUGAUUCAAAGAAAGCCUAGGAAAUGUUUAGAAAGUGGGUUGACUGGAGGUUGGAAUUUAAAGCAGACUAAAUUGACCCAGAAUCGAUCAGAAAUUUGUUGUUAAGAGAGACAAUAAUACUUCACAAAAAUGAUAAGUUGAAUAGGUAUUGCAUAAUAAUUAGAGCUAGAUUCCAUAAGCCCAAAGAACAAACAAUAGAGGAGCUUAUUAGAUAUGGCAUCUACCUAAUUGAGUAAGCAACUAUAAGGACAGAGAGAAUGGGAUCUAAGUAAUUAUCUGUGAUAUAUGACAGAGACGGAAUGACGAGUGAUAAUAGGGAUACUCAGCUUAUGAGUUUUACCACUAAAUUUGUAUCAUUAUUGUAGGAUUUUUACGCUGAAAGACUGUCGAUGGUCUAUGUUCUCCAUGCAAAUUGGCUUUAUAAACUAGCUUAUGGAAUCAUCAAGCCAUUUCUAGCUAAAAAAACUAAGGAUAAGAUAAAAAUUAUUGGUGAAAUUAAGGACCUUGCCUAAUAUUUUGAUGAAGAUUGUCUAUUGCCAGAGCAUGGUGGAACUAGUGACUAUUAAUAUGAUCCAUUCCAGGAAUAUGGACUGACGAGAUCAGAUAGUAAUUGA